This is a messenger RNA of Dicentrarchus labrax (European seabass), 1625 nucleotides long. Its product is annotated as protein FAM180A. The coding region runs from base 161 to 664 and encodes 167 amino acids. Lineage: Eukaryota; Metazoa; Chordata; Actinopteri; Moronidae. The record is from RefSeq and is a predicted model, not a curated record. The transcript is spliced from 3 exons.
GAAAAAUGAUGACAGUGAAUGAAGGAAUGAUCCUGCAUAUGAAAGUAGUGCAUGUGAAAUGCCAAAACUCAACAGUCUGAGUAUUUUCAUCCACCGUUGUGAUGUUCAUUUGUGUGUAUGUUGAGUUGCGUGAGGAGAUCUGUGUGUGAGGAUAAUCAACAUGACGCAGUGCUGGGCUCCACUCAUCGUUGUUUACCUGUCCAUCUACCUGGCAGCCACUCAGCACCACAGGAAAGCGCUGUAUCCAUCUGCAUAUAGGAUAAAGCGAGAGACAUAUUCGCUCCUCAACCCCACGUUCCAGCGUUCAGUGGAGGAUGUCAACCUGCUUUUUGAGAUCCUGCUAGCUGGAAUGCAGAUCCAAGGUGUGGAGAACACCAUGCUGAUCCCAGAUGAGGAGCUGGCCUCCCUGAGGAGCGUGGAGAAGCUAGAGGUCAUCUGUGACGACAUCGUCCCCAAGAGGCUCUCCGACAUUCGCCGUCUGACAGCAGAGCUCGCCCAGCGCCGGCAACCUCUGAGCCAACAGGAUUUUGAGAGGACGGUGCUGACCCUGGUGUACACUACUCAGACGCUGGCUCGAGUUAGCAACCAACAUCAAAGAGAGUCGUGGACGGACGCUGUGAUACAGCUGUUCAGAGCCAUUCAGAAGGACCUCAGACCCUCUUAAGUUGUUAUGUGUGUCUUACUUACCCUGCAUACUAAUUCUAUACAGUAUGGACUACAGUAUUGUUAUAGUAUACCAUUUUUGCAGUUAGUAUACAAGAAAGUGUGACAGACAAAUCAUCUCAAUCGAUAAACUCAAUGUCUAGUAACUCUUUCCAGAUCUUUCAACCACAUCUUGCAGUCUUCCUCAGCUGACGCACUAGCUAAAACAGCUGAGUUGCUGAGUUUUCAUAUAUCACAUAUGCUGUGGAAAAAAAGCUAGGAAGCGGCCCUUUUAGAUAUGAUUUUUUGGGGGGUUUUUUGCCGGUCAAACAGUUUCCUAGGUCGAAAAUGAACUUUUAAACUGAAGAAAUCAAUGCACUUUACUGUGUUGUACCAACAGGAAAUAUUACGAUACAAUAGUUUGCUGUCUUCGCUUUCUGUGCUCUUCUAGAAACUGUCUCACCACUAUCCAGCAUCUGCUUCAUUACUUCUGUGAAAUCCUUUGUGGGACGAUGGGUAGCACCCUCAAAAAUCAAGCAAAUUCAGCAUCUGUUCAAACACCUAAACCUGCAGUCUUGAGCACUCAAGUGCAUGUUUACACACCUCCGAGUGGUAGACAAUGUUUCCCAUCUGUGAAAAACACACAAUAAAACUUAGCCGAGACUUGAUGCCACAUAAAAAAAAAAGCUCCUUUUCUAAAGAUUUCAUCACAGAAACAUUUUGCCCAGUUUUACGCUGGAGGUGUGUAAGAGAGAGGGGUAUGACCUGCAACAAAGGUCCCUGGCUAGAAUCAAAUUGAGGACGUUGUGCCUUAGGACCACUCGACCACAAGGACACCCUGAUUUAAUUGCUUUAUCAACUAUAUUACUUCUCUCUGCUCAUAAAUUCUUUUUCGCUCUCAUCCGAUUAUGACUGUAAUAUAUUAUGUGUGAUCCUACUUAUUGGUUCAUUAUGUGAAAAUUAAAUAAAAGCAGCAAAGCGUC